Messenger RNA from Diabrotica virgifera virgifera (western corn rootworm), 657 nucleotides. RefSeq lists its product as uncharacterized. Gene Ontology annotation, biological process: olfactory behavior; sensory perception of smell. The record is from RefSeq and is a predicted model, not a curated record. The transcript is spliced from 6 exons. Gene Ontology annotation, cellular component: extracellular region. Gene Ontology annotation, molecular function: dibutyl phthalate binding; odorant binding. The coding region runs from base 107 to 538 and encodes 143 amino acids. NCBI's taxonomy places the organism in Eukaryota, Metazoa, Arthropoda, Insecta, Coleoptera, Chrysomelidae.
ACUAUAAAUCCCGUGUACUCGUGUACGAGAGUCACCAAUAUAAAUACUUGGGAAAAUAUAAAAAUUUCGAUAACAAAACUCAAAUAAGUACAACAAACACAGCAUAAUGUAUCGGCUUAUAUUACCAGUAUUUGUAUUAUUCGUAACAGCCAAAAUAGCAGCACAUCCUUUGGACUUAUCAGAUUUUAAGCAAGAAGUUAUAGAGCUUACAAAAGUACUACACAAUGAAUGUGUAGGGAAAACAGGUGUGAAUGAACAAAUAAUAGAUAAAGCGAAAGAGGGUGUUUUCGAAGAUGACGUUAAAUUUAAGAAAUAUUUGUCGUGUUGCUGGGUCACCUCAGGUGUGAUGGAAAAGUCGGGAAAACUGAAUGAAGACAUGCUUAUUGGUUUCAUACCUCCUAAGUAUAAAACAACUAUUGGGAAAUCAGUUCUGACAUGUCAAAAAAACGUUGCAGGUAUAAAACCUCUUCAUAAUAUGGUAUUUGAAAUGGAAAAAUGUAUAUAUGCCGCUGCGCCAGAGCUGUUUGUUAUGUUUUAAAACGAAAAUUACUUCUCUAAUAGACCUGAAGACACUAGCCGCCAUAAUUACUAUUAGAUUAUGUUUAAAUUAAAAAUAGAUGUGAAUUUAGUAUAAUAAAACCUGUUAACAAAAUUAAA